This is a messenger RNA of Fomitopsis serialis, 685 nucleotides long. RefSeq lists its product as uncharacterized. The coding region runs from base 143 to 595 and encodes 150 amino acids. The record is from RefSeq and is a predicted model, not a curated record. NCBI's taxonomy places the organism in Eukaryota, Fungi, Basidiomycota, Agaricomycetes, Polyporales, Fomitopsidaceae. The transcript has 4 exons.
CUACGACGAUGCUCGGCGCCACGCAGAAGACGAAAACGGGACAAGCUUCAGCAAGGACUGGGCCGACUUUCGGGAGGGCUGCAGCGCACGUUGGGAAGUCGUCCUCGGUUUCUGCACGGUCUACAACGCGAUCACAAUAGGCAUGCUUUCCGCACUGCCUGGCAUCGUCGACGUCAGUAUCAUCUGCGGGAUCGUGUGCAUGUUCGCAAGUGUGGUGUGCUUCGCGAUAGCCAUGCUGCUUCGUACGCACUUGAAGAAGCACGAGGAUCCUGCCCGCGGAAAGCGCACCACCGAAUCCCGUUGGACGUCAGUUCCGCUUCUCUUCGCCAUCCCGGAUGCGUGGUUCGUCUGGGCCUCCAUCGCGUUCUUCGCGUUCUUCCUCACGUUCUACUGGGGACGCCUCGCGCACGCACCCGGCGGUGCCUGCGGGGCGCCCAUUCCACAGAUCGCGGUGGGCGCGCGCUUCUACGUUGCUGCCUCCGCCGCGUUCUCUGUGCUCGUCGCGUCGGGCUUCGCGCACGUCGCGUUAGUCAUGUGGGCCUGUCAUCGGCUGGUCGCACGAGACGCGGCUACGCCCGCGGCGAACACGCCAUAGCGAUAGCGCGGUAUAUAUGGUGUGGUGUGUAUUGAACCGCUGGACGGCCGGCAGCAGAUACGGACGCGCUUCGACAUUGACAGUGAUACG